Molecule: messenger RNA, 585 nt
Organism: Anopheles maculipalpis
Lineage: Eukaryota; Metazoa; Arthropoda; Insecta; Diptera; Culicidae
Exons: 3
Coding region: 1-585 (194 amino acids)
Source: RefSeq, a predicted model, not a curated record
AUGGACCGUAGUGUGAAUGUUGCAAUACUUCUGAUACUUUUGUGUUUAUCGUGCUGUUCAGGAAGUCCUACAACACCUACAGCAGCGGAAACAUCAAACGAAGAAAAUUUACCAUGUUACAAGGAAAUGAAAGAAAAGUUCAAAAAUUUAUUCAAUGACCUAAUAGCAGGAUCCGAAAAGCUAUUAGUCGUACCACGAGAAAGGAGUUCCCGAAUUCUAUCAGAUCGAUUAAAAAUAAAGCUAAGUUCCAGCACAGAAUCAUCAUCGGAAUCAUUAGAGUCUAGGCCUGAUAACGUUGCUCAACAAAUUUUUGAUCUGUUGGGAAAAAUAGAUCUUGUGAUGCAAAACUUUAAUCGCACAAUUUCCUCUUCUUCCUGUUUUAAGCAUUUCCACCAACCGAUGAAUCAGGCAGCGAGCCACAUCGCCAAGCUACAGAAGCAAACAUCCUUCAGCUGUGAAACAUCACCACUGAUCUGUUUCGUGUUUCGCGUUUUACACUGGAUGUAUGUUGAGCCUACGUACGAGCUUUUACUACUAUUUCGCGAUUGGAUAAACACAAAAUCCUUCAACAGUGGUACGAUUUAA